This is a messenger RNA of Osmerus eperlanus (European smelt), 2202 nucleotides long. Its product is annotated as kelch-like protein 41b. Gene Ontology annotation, molecular function: protein binding. The transcript has 6 exons. Bases 112 to 1935 code for a protein of 607 amino acids. NCBI's taxonomy places the organism in Eukaryota, Metazoa, Chordata, Actinopteri, Osmeriformes, Osmeridae. The record is from RefSeq and is a predicted model, not a curated record.
AACCCUUUCUCUGCUCUGCCUUUUCUAGCCAGGACCAAGAACCAAGAGGACUUGUGGUCACCAUCUCCCUCCUCUCCGCCAUCCACCACUGUUUACCCUGCCUGACACACCAUGGACCCCAAAGCCAUCAAGGAGGAGCUACGUCUGUUCCAGAGCACCUUGCUCCAGGACGGCCUGAAGGAGCUGCUCAAUGAGAACAAGUUUGUGGACUGCACUCUCAAGGUGGGCGACCGUAGCUUCCCCUGCCACAAGCUCAUCAUGUCCGCCUGCAGCCCUUACUUCAGAGAGGUAUUCUUCACAGAGGAUGGGAAAGAGCUGGAAGAUACCAAAGAGGUGGUCCUGGAGGACGUCAACCCUUCCAUCUUGGACAUGGUCAUACAGUACCUCUACUCAGCGGAGAUCGACCUCACUGAUGACAAUGUGCAGGACAUAUUUGCCGUGGCCAACCGUUUCCAGAUCCCCUCGGUGUUCACUGUGUGCGUCAACUACCUGCAGAAGAAGUUAUCUUUGUCCAACUGCCUCGCUAUCUUUAGGCUGGGCCUGGUUCUCAACUGCCCCAGACUAGCAGUGGCUGCCCGUGACUAUAUCGCUGACCGUUUCGAGUCCCUGGCCGAUAACGAGGAGUUCCUCCAGCUGGCCGCCCACGAACUCUUCGCCGUCAUUGGUGGCGAUUCCCUCAACGUUGAAAGAGAGGAGGUCGUGUUUGAGGCGCUGAUGAACUGGGUACGCAAAGACAAGGACAAGCGGGUCAAGGUUCUGCCCGACGCCUUCGAGUGCGUCCGCUUCCGCCUGCUGCCGGAGAAGUACUUCCACGACAAGGUGGAAAUGGAUGAUAUCAUCAAAGCCGAUCCCGAGCUUCAGAAGAAGAUCCAAGUGAUCAAGGAGGCAUUCGGGGGGAAGCUUCCGGAGAAGCCCGAGAAGAAGGAGGGGGAGGAAGGAGCAGACAAAGUGGAGGGCGAGGAGGAGCAGAGCCUCUUCCCUGGUUUCCUAAACGAUAACCGCAGACAUGGCAUGUACACCUGCGAUCUCAUCCUGAUGGUCAACGACACGGCGGCGGUGGCAUAUGACGUGAAUGAGAAUGAGUGUUUCCUGGCAGCCUUGUCAGAGCAGAUCCCCAAGAACCAUGUGAUUAUGGCGUCCCAGAAGAACCAGCUGUUCCUCAUUGGAGGACUGUUUGUAGACGAGGAGAACAAGGAGCAGCCUCUGCAGUGUUACUUCUACAAGUUGGACCCACUUUCAGCUGAAUGGGAGGCUCUUCCACCCAUGCCAUCUCCCAGAUGUCUGUUCAAUAUGGGGGAGAAUGAUAACCUUCUCUUUGUCGUGGCUGGAAAAGACCUCCAAUCCAAUGAGUCUUUGGACACUGUCAUGUGCUUUGACACAGAGAGGAUGAAGUGGAGUGAGACCAAAAAGCUGCCUCUGAAGAUCCAUGGUCACUCUGUGGUCUCCAAUAAAGGUCUUGUCUACUGCAUUGGAGGAAAAACAGAUGACAACAAAGCCCUGAACAAGAUGUUCGUCUACAACCACAAACAGUCAGAUUGGAGAGAGCUGGGUGCCAUGAAGACAGCCAGGGCCAUGUUCGGAGCAAUCAUUCAUAAUGGGAAGAUUGUGGUGGCUGGUGGUGUCAAUGAGGAAGGCCUCACUGCUGCCUGCGAGACCUAUGACUUUGAAACAAACAAAUGGACAGAGUCCACAGAGUUUCCCCAGGAGCGCAGCUCAUUGAACCUGGUGAGCAGUGGGGGGGCCCUGUACGCCGUGGGGGGCUUCACCAUCAUCCAGAUGGAAAACAAAGAGGUGGCCCCAUCAGAGGUCACUGACGUCUGGCUGUAUGAGGAAGACAAGAACCAGUGGAGUGGUAUGCUGAGGGAAAUGCGUUACGCGGCGGGAUCCUCAUGUGUUUCCAUGCGCCUCAACCCUGCCAGAAUGGCCAAACUCUAGAAACAUCUUUAUUCUAGCUAAUAUUGAGGUUUCUUUUUCAUGACAACUUAAAUUUGGACUCUGUCAGUUAUGUCUGAAAUUCUGCCAUCACCUUAUCUCCUUUACUGAGGUUAUGAUACAAUAAUAACUAUAUUACAAUAGCAAUCACUCAUUCUGAGAAGACUGUCAGUACAGUCAACCUCUAAACCAUUUCCCUCUUAAUAACUCUAUAAUAACUCUAUUCACACCAUUUCUAGUUUUUUGUAAAAUAAACAUUUUUAAACUCCU